Molecule: messenger RNA, 6542 nt
Organism: Bactrocera neohumeralis
Lineage: Eukaryota; Metazoa; Arthropoda; Insecta; Diptera; Tephritidae
Gene: Antp
Product: homeotic protein antennapedia
Exons: 7
Coding region: 2094-3206 (370 amino acids)
Biological process (GO): negative regulation of transcription by RNA polymerase II; anterior/posterior pattern specification
Cellular component (GO): nucleus
Molecular function (GO): DNA-binding transcription factor activity, RNA polymerase II-specific; RNA polymerase II cis-regulatory region sequence-specific DNA binding
Source: RefSeq, a predicted model, not a curated record
AAGAAAUCAACAUCAACAUCAUCUACAAUACACAUAGAGAAAUUACCCCAAAAAAUAAUAAUAACCGUUGGCAAUAACAAUAAAACAAACCGAUUCUCCUAAGCAGCAAAUUCCACUUGACGUGUGAACCAAUGAACGGUAUAAUAACAAUCGUUUUAAUUUGCUGCACACAAACAGUGAAUUGGUUACCGCCGUGCAAAUCAUUUCAUUUUCAAGGUCAUUAAAUUGUAAAAAUUUGACAAAAGGCACUUACCAAAUAACAUCUGCUGUUUAAGUCGAAGGUGGUGCCCGAGUGGCAUAAGUAAACUGUGUACACGAAGAAAUCUGCUUCCAUGAUCGGCAAAUAGUUGCUACUAAAAUAUUAGUCAAAAGCAACAUCUGUUCUCAAAACAUCUUUACUGUGUCUACUAUUUCGUUACAAUCCGCAAAUCAUCUUCCAAGUGGGCGAGACUUUAGCGUAAUGUAGACAUAAGCUGAGCAAGUGAAUUAGCAGUUAUCAUAAAAAUUAACGCAACGAAAUCGUAAAACUUGUACAGUGUUGAGCAGCGACAGAGCGGUUAAUAGCUUGUAUUAAAGGGCGCAAUUGGCGCCGGAGCGGAGUAUUAGUUCGACCUGCAGUGUGGUGUUUGUAGUGGUAACGGUGCGGUUUAUUCAUAGAAAAUAUAAUAUAUAAGCCAUAAAAGAUAGAUAUCAGAUUACCUAACUAUCACAUAGAUUAUUAUAUACGAGAACGGAUAAUGUUGUAAAAACCGGUAUUCAAAAAUUAAGUAUAAAUUGAAAAGUGCAAUAAUACGACAAAUCUUUUUAAAAGUACUCUACUUAUUAUACGAAUUACAAUUUGGAGUGAUAUCAGGAGAAAAGGGAUUACUAAAUUGUGCCAAUACAAAACAUAAAAUGGUUCCAGAACAUGUAAACAACUACUGGUACAAAAUUAUUUAAAUAAUUCUAAAUUUAUUUAGAAUAAAGUCCAAAGUGAAAACCUAAUGCCAAAUUCUAUUCUUAAAUCGUUUUUCUCCACUCAUGCAUAUAACAAUAUAAAGUUUGUAUUGAUGUAAUCUUCUCACCCACAAUUCUAGUCGUUGAUUAUAAGCAAUAUUUACACAUUACAGUUAUUUAUUAUUACAUUUAUAAAAUACUAAGAAGAUAAAGAAAAUGGAUUUUAAUCUAAAAAAGUAUCGGUACUCUACUAUCAAUUAAAUAAGAUGAUGAAAUAACUGAAAAUUGUACGAGAUUGCCAAUGUAAAGCGACUUUCAGGAUAUACUGCGAAAUGAUAAGCAUAUUGGCGUGUUGCGCGCAACUGUAGCAGUUUAAGAAACGCUGUGAUCUCUUAUACUUUGGUAAUUCCUAAACCUACAUAUGUACACUGUGUUGAAAGUUUUCAAUAAUAUAAUUAAAUAUUAUAAAUAAUAUAAGUGUGUUUGAUGAAAGAAAACUAAAUAAUUUCGAUACAAACCAAAGGAGAAGUAAUCAAAAUAUAGGAGUCUAUGUAGGACGAAGCAUAUGUAGUCUAUGAUAUUCAAAGAAUAAUUUCGUAGACAUUUGGAUCAUUGGACCAGGAAAAUAAAUUCAAGCCCCUAAUAAAGCUCGCAGAGUUUCACUCCAAAACGAAUCAAAAUUGUACGAGUAGAAAUUAAGACGACUUUAUCAAAAAUUCUACGACUUAUUUUUGGACCUUAAUUUACUAAACAUUGUUGGGUGACAUUAGGAUAAGCUCUACAAUUAGAAAAGUCAAGGCGAUAUUCAACUUGAAAAGCAGAAACGCAAAUCAUUUUUAUACCUCAAACACUUUAAGCUAAGAACGAAUUGUAUACUGUAUUUAUAUAGGUGUUCAGAUUUAAGUUAAAAUCUACAUUAGUGUAUAUAUACAAGUAUCCGUAUAAGUUGUAUAGCUGAAAACCAAGUAGCUUCAAGCACCUGUACAGCAACACGAAUCCCCCAAAAGCACUCGCCCCUUCCAGCAACCGGAUCCUCAUAGCUUCAUCAACAACAGUAAACGACGCCCCAGAGGAACUUCACAUUCUGCAAUCCGCUACCCUCAGUCACGAUUAACACCGCCACCACGUUUACCACAGACACAAUAGAAUCCUUCAAUAUGACGAUGAGUACAAAUAAUUGCGAAAGUAUGGCGUCAUACUUUUCCAACUCCUAUAUGGGACCCGAAAUGCACCAUGGCCACUAUCCUGGAAAUGGUGUCACCGAUCUCGAUGCGCAACAAAUGCAUCACUAUAGUCAGCAUCCAAAUAAUCAGGGCAAUAUGCCCUAUCCACGCUUCCCGCCCUACGAUCGUAUGCCCUAUUAUAACGGUCAGAGUAUGGAGCACCAAGGCUACUCUCGUCCCGACAGUCCUUCCAGUCAGGUGGGUUUGUCACAGCAGCCGCAAGUAAAUGGUAGCCCACUGCUUCAGCAACAGCCACAACCCCAGCAACAAGUUACGCAACAACAGGCGCAACAAGUUACGCAGCAAGCACAGGCGACACCUCAGCAUCAGCAGCAUCCGCAAGUGACGCAACAGGUGACACAUCCAGCCCAACAACAACAGCAACCCGUAGUAUAUGCCAGUUGUAAGCUGCAAGCAGCGGUGGGCGGAUUAGGCAUGGUGCACGAAGGCGGCUCACCGCCCCUAGUCGAUCAAAUGGGCGCCCAUCACAUGAAUGCACAGAUGAGUUUGCCACACCACAUUGGACACCCACAAGCACAGUUGGGUUACAACGAUGUCGGAGUUCCAGAUGUUAAUGAGGUUCAUCAAAACCACCAUCAGAUGAGUAUGUAUGGCCAACAACAGACUGGCAUUCCACCCGUUGGCGGACCACCACAAACCAUGAUGCAUCAAGCUCAGGGACCACCACAAAUGCAUCAGGGCCAUCCUGGACAACAUACACCACCAUCACAAAAUCCAAAUUCGCAGUCAUCAGGGAUGCCAUCGCCAUUGUAUCCCUGGAUGCGCAGUCAAUUUGAACGGAAACGUGGUCGCCAAACUUAUACCCGUUACCAAACGUUAGAGCUGGAAAAAGAAUUUCAUUUUAAUCGUUACCUGACAAGGCGGCGACGAAUCGAGAUCGCUCAUGCGUUGUGUCUCACAGAGAGACAAAUAAAGAUCUGGUUCCAGAACCGACGAAUGAAAUGGAAAAAGGAGAAUAAAACAAAAGGGGAACCAGGAUCCGGAGGAGAAGGUGAUGAGAUCACACCACCCAACAGUCCGCAAUAAGACGCUGAUAACAAUGGACAAGAGUCGCGCUUAAUCCGUUACCACUGUGAGAUAUGGCAACACGCACAAAUUACUUAGCGUACUUUGUCUGUCCUUCAUAUUGCUAAGGGAUAUAUGUAUAUUCAAAAAGAACAAUUCAUGUACACUUAGUGUUAGUAAUUUAAAUAAAGCACAUUGUCCGGAGCUAACGAGAGAAAUCUAAUAUUAUUCGUUUGAUAUGUCGGACAAUUGGAUUACUAACUGCUACAACUUUGUAGUCAAAUGUUAAAAAAUUUUUCAUUUUCACACACAACUCACCCAAUAGUGAAACAUGUGGAAUCGAUUAUCGAAAAUUUGAUAUAAAUUGGAAUUAAAAUAGAAAAGCAUAUAAUAUACUAAAAUAAUGCUAUAUAUUAUUUAUGCAAAGCCGUAAACCUACUUAGUUAAUUCUUAAAGGACAUUUGUUAUUAUUUACUUAAACUUGUAUUAUGAUCAUUUGCAAUGUAUACAUUAACAUAGCAUAGUUCGUAGCCGACAUGCAAAAAGAGCGUAAGGUGUUAUUAGGUGGAGCAAUAAUUGCAUAAAUUAAUUAGCUAAAUGGGUAAAAUAUUUAGCAAUGAAGUAAUGUAUCUAAAUAAAUAAACUCAACAAAACCAACUCAUGUGACCUCAACUUUAAAUAAGUUAUUGAUUAAAAAUAAAGUAUAUACAAUUAAAAGUAAUAAUGAAACAAAUUAAUAAAAUGUAAAUGUAACCAGUAAACUAAAAAAUGGGGAAAGCUAAUAAAAUUCCAAAAUAUAAGAAAAAUAAAAACUAAACUUAACAUAUGGAAUACUCUUAUGUAAAGCAUAAAAACGUACUUUUUAGACAUUUUCAGCUGUAAUUAGAAUAAAAUAUUAACUCAUACAUGUAUACGUAAAUUAGAUGGUCUGAAAAAAAAAAUACAAGAAUCGGGGAAGAAAAUACAAAGUUGCAAUUUAGAUCUCCUCAAAGAGGUUCAAUUUGUUGCAUAGUAUCAAUCAACGACAGGCAAACCAGAAUUCCAUAUUACUUUCUAAUUUGAAAAUUCCACUAUAAAAAUUAUCUUUUGAAAUGAUGUUAUUUUAUAAAAGUGCAAUAUUCUGUCAAUUUGAAAUGAAUUUGAGCAGUCGUAUUAGCAGCUCUACUUUUUUUGUUAUCACUACCAGUUUUAGCCGGAGCUAUUUCAAUACUUUUAACACAACGAAACUUGUGGAAGAGACCCGAUUUUUUAUCAACACCUAUUCUGAUUUUUUUAACGCCCUCAAGUUUAUAUUUUAAUAUUUCCUGGAUUUGAUAUAAUUUCCAGGUAAAAAGGAAGCUUUCAAAUCUCUUAGAAUAAUUUAUGCUAUAAUAGCAUUUAUACUAUACGUUUUAUAACAGUUAUACUUCUUUAGCGAACCAAGUUUUCUCAAUUUUUAUCAGUUGCAUUUAAAUGUUCUAAGAAAGAAGCAUGUUUGGCAAUAUUUUCAGCAAACAAAUAAUUCACCUUACACAAAAGUGAAUGCUCAAUAGUCUAGAUUAAAAGCUUAUUACUUCCCUACUUUAGGAACGCGAUUUCUUAAAGAAAAAUAUUUGGGCUUUCUAUAGCUUCAAGAAUAAUGUAAAUAAGUGUGUAUAAAGUAUUGCCUGUAAUGUCAACUUCUCCUGGCUAACUCCCUUGACCAUACUUCAACGGAAUACCUGGUUUGUAACUUGAAACUCACCCCAAGUGAAAUGUAUAUCUACGUACACAAAUUUGUGUAAUUAAUAACAUAUAGUACAUAUGUAUAUUUCAAUAUAUAUGAAUGUUUAAGAUAAUAAGAAUCGAUACCAAAUUAAUGUUGAAAUAAACUUUAUUAACAAAUAUCUUAAUAAUUUCGAGGGUGCAAAUUUUGUUUAUUAUUUAACCAACAAAAAAGGAAUCAAUAAAAGAAGUUUUAUAACUGACUUUAAAAGAAUUAUUAAAUUGGCCACAAAUAGUGAUUUUAAUGAUUUGUGAAGUUUUCAAUUUGAUAAAAGUUCGUAAGUUCCGAUUAAACCACUUCACCUAUAUCAGACUAAAACUAAAAAUUAAAGAGGAUAAUAAAGAAACUCAGAACUUUCAACGUUUGUAUUAUUGGAAAUAUUUUUAGCUUGACUUAAGAGAGGAUAUUAUGUAUACCGAAAUCGAUUAAAAAAUUUCCCAUUCACUGAAUUACAUAAAGCAUUGAUACUUUGGAUUUAUCGAAAAAGUCACUAAUAAUGGUGUUGAGAAUAUAAAAAUACUUAUAUUUGCAUAUUUUCAAAACAAAAAAAAAAUAUUUGUAAAUUAAAAUUAAACAAAAAAUAAACCCACGAUGGUUAAAAAUAAAAUAUGAUGUGAGUUAGUAAAUUUGUUAGCUAUAACGGAAUACCAAUAUUGACCCUGACCGACAGAAACACAUAAAAACAUAAGCAUAUUUAUAUAAUUAUAAGUACUUAUAGAUGAGAAAAUUAUCCACAAAUUAUUUCAUCAUACCUAAAUAAACCAAAGCCAAAGUCAGCAAAGAAUCGGAAGUAGACAUUUAGUGUAUAAAUAUUAGAAGUUGUAUACAUACAUAUAUACAAACUUUCGACUUUAGUUAUUCGUUAUGCAGCUCCGUGUCCGUAUGUAUGUAUGUGUUGUAAAAUGCUGCAAGUUAGUACGAGUAAAUGAUUCACGAAUCAAUAGAUGGAAGCACUACUACGGGUUCGCUAAAAAUAUAUUUGACGAAUCAUCUUCGAAUUAACAAAAGCAUCUGAAUUCAUAUACCCAUAGCUGAAACUUUUAGCUAGAAUCGGAGAUAUCUGUUCAAAUAAAAUGAAUUCAUUGUGAUCCCAUAAGUAGUAAUUUUGUAUGGAUUACAUUCGUAUUUACGUAAACUUAUUUUUGUUGGUUAACCAGAUAUAACCAGUUAUCAGAAUAAAGUUUAUAAUAUUGCUGCAUACUUAUGUUCUUUAACUUUUGGUUCACGAACAAUUUAUGUGAAUUGUUAAAAAAAUGCAUUCAAAAUUACACAUGGGCAUAAAAAAUAAAUAUAUUCAGAAAUACGUAAAACUUGCGCCUAUCUGCGAAGACAGAGAUUAUAUUAAACAAAUAAUAUCGGUAUAAAAAUAUUGCAAUAUAUUAUGCAAGAAAAUGAGAGCAAAAUUUAUUUGUAAUACCAUGUCUGUGUUUACAAAGCUAAAUGUGAAAUAAAAUAUACUAGGUGUAGUAAGAAGUGGACAUUAGAAAAUAGCUGAAAAAUAUAUAAAGUGGACCAGUCAUUAAUUAUUUGUUGUAAAUACAUAAAAGAAUAUUACUUUUAUUCUAAAGGGAAGAAAUGAAAGAGCAAAGAUGCACAUUAAAAUAUUAUAUUAU